GCGCGGCGAUCCCGGGCGCCGACGCCAGGCGCUGGCCGUGGUGCUGAUUCUGUCAGGCGCUGGCGGCGGCAGCGGCCGCGCUCCCUCUCCUCGGCCGGACCCCGCUCCGUGCCCCGCGUCCACGCCCCGUCGAGCCCCCUGCCCUCCCGCCGCGGCCCCCGCCGGGGCGCGGCCACCACCAGCACCAUGCGCCCGGCAGCCCUGCUGCUCCUGCCCUCGCUGCUGGCGCUCCUGGCUCACGGACUCUUCUCUGAGGCCCCGACCAUGGGGGAAGGGCAGGUCCCGGGCAUCGAGGAGGUGGACAUGGAGCUGACCGCGGCCCCCACACCAGAGCAGCCCCAGCACGGCGUCCACUUCGUUACAACGGCCCCAACCCUAAAGCUGCUCAACCACCACCCGCUGCUUGAGGAAUUCCUCCAAGAGGGGCUGGAGAGGGGCGCGGAGGAGCUGAGGCCAGCACUGCCCUUCCAGCCUGACCCUUCUACGCCAUUUACCCCAAGUCCCCUCCCACGCCUGGCCAACCAGGACAGCCGCCCCGUCUUCACCAGCCCCACUCCGGCCAUGGCUGCAGUGCCCACCCGGGAGGGGCCCUGGAGCCCCAGGUCAGAGCCCUCUAUGCUUCAUCUCACAGCCCCCCUCCCUCCAGGGCCCAGCAUGGCAGUGCCCACCCUGGGCCCCGGGGAGAGGCCCAAUACUGCCCCCACUAGCAGAGCGUGGACGCCAACCCAAGAGGGCCCUGGAGACAUGGGCAGACCCUGGGCACCAGCGGUCAUGUCCCAGACCGCAGGGCUGCGGAUUGAGGGCACCAUCGCCACUUCGACAGCUUCGGGGGAUGAUGAGGAGACCACCACCACCACCACCAUCAUCACCACGACGAUCACCACUGUCCAGCCACCCGGCCCCUGCAGUUGGAAUUUCUCAGGCCCUGAGGGCUCUCUGGACUCCCCCACUGCUUCCAACGUGCCCUCUGACGUUGGCCUGGACUGUUUCUACUACAUCUCCGUCUACCCUGGCUACGGUGUGGAAAUCAAGGUCCAGAAUAUCAGUCUCCUCGAGGGGGAGACAGUGACUGUGGAGGGCCUGGGGGGGCCUGAUCCCCUGCCGCUGGCCAACCAGUCUUUCCUGCUAAGGGGCCAGGUUAUCCGCAGCCCCACCCACCAAGCGGCCCUGAGGUUCCAGAGUCUUCCACCUCCUGCUGGGCCGGGCACCUUCCAUUUCCACUAUCAAGCUUAUCUCCUGAGCUGCCGCUUUCCCCGACGUCCUGCCUACGGAGUUGUGACUGUCACCAGCCUCCAUCCAGGAGGCAGUGCUCGUUUCAACUGUGUCACUGGCUAUCAGCUGAGGGGGGCCAGGUUCCUUACCUGUCUGAAUGCCACCCAGCCCUUCUGGGAUUCCCAGGAGCCUGUCUGCAUUGCUGCCUGUGGUGGAGUGAUCCGCAAUGCCACCACGGGUCGCAUCGUCUCACCUGGAUUCCCCGGCAACUACAGCAACAACCUCACCUGCCACUGGCUGCUUGAGGCUCCUGAGGGCCAGCGGUUGCACCUGCACUUUGAGAAGGUCUCCCUGGCCGAGGAUGAUGACAGGCUUAUCAUCCGUAAUGGGGACAAUGUGGAGGCCCCACCCGUGUACGAUUCCUACGAGGUGGAGUACCUGCCCAUUGAAGGCCUGCUCAGCUCCGCCAGACACUUCUUUGUGGAGCUCAGUACUGACAGCAGUGGGGCAGCAGCAGGCAUGGCCCUGCGCUAUGAGGCCUUCCAGCAAGGCCAUUGCUAUGAGCCCUUUGUCAAAUACGGCAACUUCAGCAGUAGCGCACCCUCCUACCCCGUGGGUACCACCGUGGAGUUCAGCUGUGACCCGGGCUACACCCUGGAGCAGGGCUCCAUCAUCAUUGAGUGUGUUGACCCCCACGACCCGCAGUGGAAUGAGACAGAGCCGGCCUGCCGAGCUGUGUGCAGUGGGGAGAUCACCGACUCGGCGGGGGUUGUGCUCUCCCCCAACUGGCCGGAGCCCUAUGGCCGUGGGCAGGAUUGCAUCUGGGGCGUGCAUGUGGAGGAGGACAAGCGCAUCAUGCUGGACGUCCGAGUGCUGCGCAUAGGCCCUGGUGAUGUCCUCACCUUCUAUGAUGGGGACGACCUCACAGCCCGGGUCCUCGGCCAGUACUCAGGGCCCCGGGGUCACUUCAAACUCUUUACCUCCAUGGCGGAUGUCACCAUCCAGUUUCAGUCGGACCCUGGGGCCUCAGUGCUCGGUUACCAGCAGGGGUUUGUCAUCCACUUCUUUGAGGUGCCCCGCAAUGACACGUGCCCAGAGCUGCCUGAGAUCCCCAAUGGCUGGAAGAGUCCGUCACAGCCUGAGCUGGUGCAUGGCACUGUGGUCACCUAUCAGUGCUACCCAGGCUACCAGGUGGUGGGACCCAGUGUCCUCAUGUGCCAGUGGGACCUAACCUGGAGCGAGGACCUGCCCUCCUGCCAGAAGGUGACUUCCUGCCAUGAUCCUGGGGACGUGGAACAUAGCCGCCGCCUCAUAUCCAGCCCCAAAUUUCCUGUGGGGACCACCGUGCAAUAUAUCUGCGACCAGGGGUUUGUGCUGACGGGCAGUGCCACCCUCACCUGCCACGACCGCCAUGCCAGCAGCCCCAAGUGGAGUGACCGGGCCCCAAAGUGUCUCCUAGAGCAGUUCAAGCCGUGCCAUGGCCUCAGCGCUCCAGAGAAUGGCGCCCGCAGUCCUGAGAAGAGGCUACACCCGGCGGGGGCAACUGUCCACUUUUCGUGUGCCCCUGGCUAUGUGCUGAAGGGUCAGGCCAACCUCAAGUGUGUGCCCGGGCACCCAUCACACUGGAGUGACCCCCCACCCAUCUGCAGGGCUGCCUCUCUGGAUGGGUUCUACAAUGGCCGCAGCCUGGACGUUGCCAAGGCACCUGCUGCUUCCAGCACCCUGGAUGCAGCCCACAUUGCUGCUGCCAUCUUCCUGCCAUUGGUGGCAAUGACACUCUUGGUGGGAGGUUUGUACCUCUACUUCUCCAGGCUCCAAGGGAAAAGCCCCCUGCAGCUGCCCCACGCACACCCACGCCCUUACGACCGCAUCACCGUGGAGUCAGCAUUUGACAAUCCGACUUAUGAGUCUGGAGUGGAUGACAGGCUAACAGACCUUCUACAAGUUUCCAACUCCCAGCAGUCUCUUUCCUUUGCAGGAGACGAGAGAAUAUGAAGUCUCCAUCUAGCUGGGGUGGCCGGAGUGGCCGGAGCUCCCAGCUUCCUGCUCUCCUGCCGCCUCCUGUACAUACCACUGGGGAAGAGAUGCCACCAACCCCCCAUGGAGCCAUGCCCGUCCACAUCUGCAGUGCCCUCCAGGGCCUUGGUACCACUGCCCAUUGGUGCCCUUCCUUGGGCCCAGGGCUUGGGAGCAAAACACAGCUGGAAGGUGCACAUCACAACCAGCACCAUCCUGCCUCUCCACCACACCUGCCCUGCAACCUGGAAUUCAUGGCGGAGGGGGAGCACCUCUCCAUGCAACCCCAUCCUGGCCUGUGGCACCCUGUGGCAGGGUUGACAUUGGUGGGAACUAUGCCACGGUGCUCAUGGACCAUUGCUAGCGGCCACCACUGCUCUCAACAAUGACCUGGGAAUACCAGCGUCAGCACCCCUAUUUUUCCCCAAAGGUCUCUGCUCCUCUCUCCCAUUUGAGGGCUCUAGGAAUGGGCAGUUCUGCCCCCUGCCCCUUCAAGUAAAGGCAAGGAUUCUAUGGGACUCUCAGGGGUUUAGGUACCCUACACAGAGCUCAGGUUGGGCUUCCCUAGGCACACAUCUGCCACACUAAAGCAGGACAUCCCCUGCUCUGCUGGCAGCCCUCUGCCCCCAGAUGUGGGCCACCUUCCCCAAUGUCAGUGGGGCUGCUACAAACAUUCUCUUUCCCAUGAGUCCCCCCACCCAUCCCAGGUAUUGCCAGGUUCCACUCCUGGCCACUAUGUUUUGGGAUGCGAGCUGGUACAAUCUAGAGAGGAGCAAAAGUCCAAGGAAUUUGGUACUGGGGGUCCAAAAGCACCCGAGUGGUCCAGGAGCUAGCUGCAGGUCACUUGGAGCCUGUAAUGUAGUAUAUGGGGUGUGGGCUCCAAUCAGAGAACAAUCUUCUAUUUCUGUUGUUUCCUUAUUAAAGAGGUGUUUUUGAAAAAACCACUAA
Messenger RNA from Sorex araneus (European shrew), 4176 nucleotides. It is a transcript of the gene SEZ6, whose product is annotated as seizure related 6 homolog. The coding region runs from base 187 to 3207 and encodes 1006 amino acids. Gene Ontology annotation, cellular component: endoplasmic reticulum; dendritic spine; dendritic shaft. The transcript has 17 exons. Gene Ontology annotation, biological process: synapse maturation; regulation of dendrite development. Lineage: Eukaryota; Metazoa; Chordata; Mammalia; Eulipotyphla; Soricidae. The record is from RefSeq and is a predicted model, not a curated record.